Messenger RNA from Trypanosoma rangeli, 3054 nucleotides. RefSeq names its product putative mitochondrial DNA polymerase I protein C. The transcript has a single exon. The record is from RefSeq and is a predicted model, not a curated record. The coding region runs from base 1 to 3054 and encodes 1017 amino acids. Lineage: Eukaryota; Euglenozoa; Kinetoplastea; Trypanosomatida; Trypanosomatidae.
AUGCAGCAGCGGGCCUUGCACCAGUGCACGCAGCUGCUGUUACUACUGCAAGGGGUACAGCACAUCGCCGCUGCAGGCCCCACUGCGGUACGGUGCUACAAUGAUAGAGGCGGGCUGCCGGUGGUGCGGAGGCCCCGGUGGUGUGCGUCACUCGUGCGGGAGGACGGCGUGCUGUGGGAGUGUCGUCGCUUUGCGUCGGUGAUUACCCGGAGGCGGAGCCGACCGAAGUCCUCAUGUACCCCUCCAGCUGCAGCCGAGGCCGCGGCCACACGGCAGCCAAAGCAACACGAAGAAAAGAAGCAGCACCCACUCGUGCCGUCGUCGCCGGUACGCCCGAUGAUGGUACGGAGGCCACCGCCGGCGACGGCCAGCGAAGGGGUUACCGAUGCGUCAGCUUCAUUGCAAAUGAAGACCGGCUCCACUGUCACCGCGACGAAUGUGGCUGCGACGCCGCAGAAGGGGGCGCCAGAUGCAACAGCCUUUGGUCUGAACCGAAGGAGUUCUUCGCAUACUGUUUCGGCAUCUUCUGCACCCGCAAAGGGCGGGGUUAGCAAUGCCGCUGCUGCGGAAAUUGGUUUUCUCCUUGAUAUUGAGUCCCCUCUGAAUCUUCGCCUUGCGACGCUCAUGCAGCAGCCGGGAAAGGCGUUCCGGGCCUUCGCGGUGACGUUUUCCACGAAGCGAGACAUCAACUUCGCCAUUGUGUUUGAAGACAUUGUCUCAGGGGCCAAGCUGCAGUGUCGGAUGGAUGAAGUACGGACGGUUUAUAUGCCGUGGGUGCGUCAAUUUCGCGCCUCGUGGGUGGUGCUAUUCGUGCCAACGCUAUCGACAGCCAACACGGUGCUGUUGGAAAAUGCCGUGCUGUACAACGCCACGGGUCGCGCGGAUGCCUCGGAGGCGGGCGGGGAAAAGGAGUUUGAGGAGCCGGAUCACGUCUUAAUGUCCUACAGCAAACUCAGAGAGACUUUGUGCAAGACAAAGCGAGACGAACACGUAAAGAUGGAGUUGCUCACUAACACCAUUCUUAACGCGCACGCGGAACAAUGGCGGAGCUUUAUCCAUUCCCCGGGUUCCUGCUCGCCCAUGGAGAUUGUGACAGCUGCCUUUGAGUUCCGGGCCCAGCCUGGUCAGCCACCACUUAACAAACAACUCCUUCACGCGCAGUUGUCAGCGGCAGCCACGGCGUUGCAGCAGCCUGCCAAGCGUGGGGUUUUGUCCUCCUCGUCAGCAGCGUCACGUGGGUCGAGUAACAGUACUUCGCGGAAGAAGGAGUCUUGGAUGCUUCUCUUUGUGUCCGCACCGCUGGUGAGUGCAUCCGGGGCAGGAGGCGUGGUGCCGCCCAUGCAGGACCUCGUGACAGGUGAGUUUGUGGAGCCGCUACUUUUAGGGGAGAAGAGUAUCAUUUACAUUAUUGGCUCCGGCACUGCAGCGGAGUCGUUUGCGCAAUUUCCACUUAUGCGAAAGGGCAAACAAAAGAUUUCAAUUCUUCUGCAGGACAUAGAGAAUCAACUUGGGUUGCGACGGCCAAACCGGCCGACGCUUACAACGACACUGAUUCAGGCGCUGGAUCUCUUCUCGCGGUAUACCUGGAUGGGACUGAUGCGGACGGAGGACGGGUCACUUCGGACGCCGCGGGCGACACGGAGCUUCACACCACUGCACCGACGCUCCGUUACCUGUGAAAUUGUGCCCACUUUUUUGGAGUCUGCACUCGGGCAUGUCUCACGCAACUUAGUGGCUGGCGGCGGCACCCUGGGCGUUGCCGCGGGGGGAACAGGCGGUGGGGCUGUGGCGCAUGACAAGGUGAACCGGCGCCUGGAGGAGCAUAUCAAGACCAUCUUUAACAGCAAUGAGCGACUGGCGCUAGAGAAGGAGUGGCGCGCGAAGCUGCGCGGCUUUAGAUGUUUCUUUAUGGAGGUGAGGUCUGCGAAUGUGACGGCGGCUCGCCGUGCUGACAAUCCCUUCUCUGCUCGAAAUGGGAUUGUGGAGUUUUACGGGCAGCUGUGGCGCUCGCUUGACGAGGAAGCGGCAAACCCACCGCCGGUGGAGACGCUCGCGGCGCGGCUGGCAGCCAACGGUGAUGUGAAGGCGUUUGUGGAGCCCGAGCGUUGUGUGCCCGCUGACCUUCCAACCGGCCGCUGGCAGGAUGGAAGGGAUGAGCCACUCGCCGCCAACGUCAUCCUUGUGGCGUGGGACGUGAAGCGGGCGCUGCUGUUUCUGCGUGGGAGCGGGAGGCUGCAGCGUUUCCUGCACAACGGGGGUCGAAUCUGGUGUGCCCAGUACGCUCAGUACCUGUUGAAGGGGUUUAACCACGACAAUCUGGCCACUAUGGACCGAACCCUGCUGCACUACCACAUUGGACAAGGCAAGCUGCACCCGCUGGAGAAGCUCCGAAUUAUUUUUGAGCGACAACUUGACAUUGCAGUGGGCACACGCCAGUUGAUCUCCAUUUUGCACCGCAUGGAUGGCCUCUUGGCCGCCACGGAGAUGGAGCUUCGUGGUUUACAGAUCUCCCCACAACACGACGUGACGCAGUUUUCACAGCAUUUAAAAAUGUCGCAUGAAAAGCUGGAGCGGCUUGUGAAUGAUAAAAUUUUGGCAUUUACCAAGGGCAUGGAGGAGGAGGUGCGAAAACGGAUAAACUUUCGCUCCCCGCAGGACAUUAGCACAAUCAUCUACGGUGGGGCGCUUUGUCGUUAUCUGGGGGCUAGGUAUGUGCCGGUGCAGACAGCGCGAAUUCCUGUGACAGCACUUUUUCCACACGCCGUUUGCCGUGUGACAGCAACACCAAUUCCAGUGGCGUAUACGCAGCCUGAAAGCCUGUUAGCGUUCAAGGGGUCCAGCACUAACAGCGAGAAGCAUAGAGGCAAGGUAAGUGUCACGGAGAGUAUGGUGCGAACAGCAUUGGAGACUAUCGACAAGUACACUACACGUAACACAUUGAAAAUUUAUUGCACUGCACUGCCGUGGUGGUGGUCACGUGUAAAGUGCGUCCUGGCAACUUUCUUGAGCUGGUGUGUUUGCAUUGCCCAAGCACAAAUCCCAGCGAUGAGUUGA